AUGGCUCCACUGAACUUGGACGACGUUGUCGCCUUCUGCCAGCAAAAUGAUCUUGCCGAUCCCCUGACCAACCUUUCCUGGGUACCUGAGAACGAUCACUUCUCGAGUUUGGCUGUACAAAUGGCUCGUCAGGCUAAAGACCCUCUCGACUGGAUGUUUAGGGACGAGAUGAUCUACCUUGAGUUUGACGAGCUUACCUUGAACCAACUCUAUGGUGACGAUAUUGCUGGAUUGGACCCAACCUCCGAUCUCCCGCCGAUGUGGGCGCCUUGGCUUAUCCAUCAUCCUACCUCUACUCCUCCCAAUAACUAA
Molecule: messenger RNA, 312 nt
Organism: Penicillium daleae
Lineage: Eukaryota; Fungi; Ascomycota; Eurotiomycetes; Eurotiales; Aspergillaceae
Exons: 1
Coding region: 1-312 (103 amino acids)
Source: RefSeq, a predicted model, not a curated record